AUGGCUACCUCGACGACAACAACAACAACAACAAAAACGGCGGGUGGAGGAAAAGAAACAUUCACACUCCUCCUAUUCGCGACCGCGGCCUCGUACACGGACACGGAGUCGCUCAGCCUCCCGGGCCCCACGACGCUAGGCGACGUCUUCCAGACCCUCGAGACCCGCUUUCCCGGGUUCCUUCGCAAAAUUCUGGCCGGGGCCGCCGUCACGCUGAACCUCGAGUACGUCGAUGUCGGUUUCCCGCAAGGAGAAGCGGACUCCGAAUCGGAAUUGGAAUCGCAAGCCGAGGCAAUGGCGUGGCCGUGGGCAGAAUGGAAGUCGACCCUGGAGGGGUGGGGCACAGCUGUCAAGAUCGGCGAUGAGGUCGGCGUUAUCCCGCCCGUGAGCAGUGGGUGA
This is a messenger RNA of Exophiala aquamarina CBS 119918, 399 nucleotides long. RefSeq lists its product as uncharacterized. Lineage: Eukaryota; Fungi; Ascomycota; Eurotiomycetes; Chaetothyriales; Herpotrichiellaceae. Gene Ontology annotation, biological process: Mo-molybdopterin cofactor biosynthetic process. The record is from RefSeq and is a predicted model, not a curated record. The coding region runs from base 1 to 399 and encodes 132 amino acids. The transcript has a single exon.